ACAUAAUUAAAAAAACGUUAGAUUUUUUAUAAAAAAAAACUUAGGGAAUUCCGUUUUCCGACUAGUUUGGUGAAUUCGUGUGUGCUGAGUGUUGCCAACUUCUCUUACAUUUGUGAGACUUGUCAAAAGUGUUACAAAAAUGGCCAAGCGUACGAAGAAGGUCGGAAUUGUCGGAAAAUACGGAACCCGUUAUGGGGCCUCCCUCCGUAAAAUGGUCAAAAAAAUGGAAAUUACUCAACACAGCAAGUAUUCCUGCAGUUUUUGUGGCAAGGAUGCCAUGAAAAGGAGUUGUGUAGGGAUUUGGUCCUGCAAAAGGUGCAAACGUGUGGUAGCAGGAGGCGCUUGGGUCUAUUCUACCACAGCAGCAUCGUCUCUCCGAUCAGCCGUUCGUCGUCUCAGAGAAGUUAAGGAACAGUAAUUUUUUUAAUUAAUAAAAUACUUAAAAACACGA
Tribolium castaneum (red flour beetle) is the source of this 451-nucleotide messenger RNA. It is a transcript of the gene RpL37A, whose product is annotated as Ribosomal protein L37A. The transcript is spliced from 3 exons. Gene Ontology annotation, biological process: translation. Gene Ontology annotation, molecular function: structural constituent of ribosome. The coding region runs from base 140 to 418 and encodes 92 amino acids. NCBI's taxonomy places the organism in Eukaryota, Metazoa, Arthropoda, Insecta, Coleoptera, Tenebrionidae. Gene Ontology annotation, cellular component: ribosome. The record is from RefSeq and is a predicted model, not a curated record.